Molecule: messenger RNA, 1140 nt
Organism: Loa loa (African eye worm)
Lineage: Eukaryota; Metazoa; Nematoda; Chromadorea; Rhabditida; Onchocercidae
Product: rhomboid family protein
Exons: 9
Coding region: 1-1140 (379 amino acids)
Cellular component (GO): membrane
Molecular function (GO): calcium ion binding; serine-type endopeptidase activity
Source: RefSeq, a predicted model, not a curated record
AUGGCCAAGAAACGAUCAGCGCAGGAAGUUAUCGCACAAGAAUUUGAUAAGCUUGACACUGAUGGUGAUGGAAUGAUACCACUGAACGAGAUGCAUAAUUUGUUAAACGAUUACUUUAACCGGAAACAAAUUGGAUUAACCGGGAGACAAAUUCGUCUACUUCUAAAGGAAGCUGACAGAAACCGCGAUAAUGUUCUUGAUUUCAAUAACUUCUCGCAAUUGGUAACAUCAGCAGAUGCACAGAAGAAAAAAUUGAAAGUGUUGAUGUAUUCGGUGGCUGAUACAGUUAUUGCCAAAACUGAUAGACCCACUGUGCAUACAUAUAUUGAUGAAUAUAAUUGCCUGCCUCCACCAAUAUUUGUUUUAAGCAUCUCGCUGUUGCAGAUAGCUACUUUUGUAUAUUAUAUGUAUGGACGACCAGAAAAUCCAUUUACUUAUUGCGCUGGUUGUUGGAUUGAUGGAGCGAUUGGACCACUGUUAUUUGCUCCAUCCCUUCGUUAUCAAGCUUGGCGAUUCUUCAGCUACCAAUUCGUGCAUCAAGGAAUUCUUCAUCUAAUGCCUAACGUUAUUUUUCAAUUAGUAAUUGGCAUACCACUAGAACUGGUCCAUAAAAUGUGGCGUAUAGCAAUUAUCUAUCUAUUGGCUGUUUGCCUAGGGGCAUUACUGCAAUAUGCAUUUGAUCCAUCCGUCUAUUUGGUUGGCUGUUCUGCUGGUGUUUAUGCUUUAAUAGGUGCUCAUCUUUCAAAUCUUAUUGUUAAUUGGGCUGAAAUGCCGUUUCGACUGAUUAGACUAUUUAUCAUUUCUGCAUACGUUCUUGCCGAUAUAGCAGUGACUGUUCAUCGUCGUUUUCAAAUGGACGAGUGUGAUCGUAUAUCGUACACUGCUCAUAUUGCUGGCGCUGUUACUGGUUUGCUUAUGGGUGUCAUCAUUUUACAUAAUCUUAAGGUAAAUGGUCCUGUAUUGGGAGCGAAUACUUAUGACUGUGUCGCUUGUAUUGUUUGGUACUAUUUUUUGUUCCUAAUGGCAAUGGUUAUCUUUGUGAAUCCGUUCUCGAAACCAAUUUGGGAUACAGUACAAUGCAAAAAUGAUCCAAUUUUACUGGACAGUGAUGACUUUUAUACAGAUUUUAAGGAUUAUUGA